This is a messenger RNA of Cyprinodon tularosa, 2467 nucleotides long. RefSeq names its product serine/threonine-protein kinase ICK-like. The coding region runs from base 347 to 2254 and encodes 635 amino acids. NCBI's taxonomy places the organism in Eukaryota, Metazoa, Chordata, Actinopteri, Cyprinodontiformes, Cyprinodontidae. The transcript is spliced from 14 exons. Gene Ontology annotation, cellular component: cytoplasm; cilium; nucleus. The record is from RefSeq and is a predicted model, not a curated record. Gene Ontology annotation, molecular function: protein serine/threonine kinase activity; ATP binding. Gene Ontology annotation, biological process: intraciliary transport; protein phosphorylation; cilium assembly.
UGGAGGACUCUAUUUAGAUAGCCUAGCCGAGGGUUAAAUCUCGCUAAGAGGAUGGUGGUUAUCGUUUAACUGUAUAUUGGCAAAGGGAAAAAAGAAAAAAAAUGGAGACUUGAGCGAUUAGUUAAACAUUGACUGCAUUUUUUGGUUAUGUGUUGUCGUCGUUUUGCAACGGGGAGGCUCCAAGGUGAGGAAUUCCAGCCUCCAGCUCAGAGAGGCAUCUUCUGCUGCUUUCACAGAAAAAUCUGGUUGCUUUCAGCAGUAGAAGGGGAACAGCACGGCUUUUCCUCCUAAAUAUUCUGUGCCGUACACCCAACCCCUCUAAGGAUAGCAUGGGAGGACAAGCACAAUGAAUAGAUACACCACAAUUAGACAGCUUGGCGAUGGCACCUAUGGAUCUGUCAUCCUCGGUCGCAGUCUGGAGUCGGGGGAACUUGUUGCCAUAAAGAAAAUGAAACGGAAAUUUUACUCCUGGGAGGAAUGUAUGAACCUUAGAGAAGUCAAGUCCCUAAAGAAACUCAACCAUGCGAAUGUGAUCAAACUUAAGGAGGUCAUUCGGGAAAACGAUCACCUGUAUUUCAUCUUUGAGUACAUGAAGGAAAAUUUAUAUCAGCUGAUGAAAGACCGGACACGUUUGUUCCCCGAAUCAGCUGUGAGAAAUAUAAUGUUUCAGAUCCUGCAGGGACUUGCAUUCAUUCAUAAGCAUGGGUUUUUCCAUAGAGACAUGAAACCAGAAAAUCUCCUCUGCAUGGGUCCGGAGCUGGUGAAGAUAGCCGACUUUGGGCUUGCCCGGGAAAUCAGAUCUCGACCCCCUUACACAGACUACGUCUCAACUCGAUGGUACCGAGCUCCAGAGGUGCUCCUCAGGUCCACAUCCUACAAUUCACCCAUCGACCAGUGGGCAGUGGGCUGCAUUAUGGCUGAGCUUUACACGCUCAGACCUCUGUUCCCAGGAUCGAGUGAAGUGGACACAAUAUCUAAGAUCUGCCAAGUCUUGGGUACGCCAAAGAAGACUGAUUGGCCGGAGGGACACCAGCUGGCGAACGCCAUGAACUUCCGCUGGCCUCAGUGCGUUCCCACUAAUCUGAAGACACUGAUUCCCAAUGCCAGUCCUGACGCCAUCCAUCUCAUGACAGACCUCCUUCAGUGGGACCCAAAGAACAGGCCAGCUUCUGCUCAGGCCCUCAGGUACUCGUAUUUCCACAUGGGCCAAGUUCUGGGCACCCCUCAACAGAUCCUGGAGCAGAGCAGACCUCAGCCAGGUCUUGUGCAGCUGCAGCCUCCUUUGCUGUCACAGCAGACCCUGCAGCAGCAGCAACAGCCUCUACUCUUGUUGAGGCCGAUGCCUCCUGCCCAGCCUCCGCCUCCUAGCCAGCAGUGCACCCCUCCCAGGCCUCUCCAGCCGUCCCCGGCAUCAGCAGCGUACCAGCGGCACACGGGGCUGGUUCGGGAGCAGCAGCCAAAGCACAUCGUUAAGCAGGAGCAGACGGCAGGAAUUCCACAGAGUCACCUUCCUUAUAUUGUUGAUAAGAGUCUGCAAAACAAGCCAAGGGAGCAGGAGCCAAGCCCUCUUAAUUAUCAGGUGAAACCUAAAGGGGGAGGGCGGCGGCGGUGGGGGCACAGCAAAGGGGAAGACUGGGACAACUAUGAAGAGAGCGACCUGUCUUCCUUGAGCCUUCGUGGAAAAAAUAACUUUUCUUCUGAAAAGCGAAGGCAGGGAGAGGACGCUCUGAGCAGGUUUGGGAAUGUUCUGGAUUACAGUCGACCCAGUGGAAAAGAAGACACACCUUUGAACCUAAACAAGACUGCAGCCUAUCAGGAGCCACUGAGAACCGCCUCCGCCAAGCAGCACUACCAGAGGCAGUCCAGAUUUCUACCUGGCAUAAGUACAAAGAGGAGCGUGACCAUCGAUGCCAGUAAGGAUUUGACUGGAAGCCAUCUUUGGGGUGGCAGCAGUAUUCCUUUUGGAGGAACUCUGCCAAGCAGAGGAGCACACGGUACAAACACUAUCCCCGGUGGAUACAUGCCAUCAUUUUACAAGAAAGACACUGGCUCUGCUGGUCACAGAGGGAGGCAGAGUGCAUCUCUGGAAGCAACAGCAUCAAAUUAUGCAACAUGGCGGUCUGGUCGGAGUCAGAUGAACCCCUCCAGUGAUGUACCCGCAGCCAACAAAAGCACGCCGGGUCUGCUUCCUCGCCCUCCGCUGCAGAGCAUCCAUGGCCGAACAGACUGGUCUGCCAAAUACGGACACCGAUAGUGGCCUCUGCCUUCUUGCCAGUCAACUUUUUGUGUAUACUUGUCUCCUAUAAAGAAAUGUUGAUAGUUUCGCUGUUGUUAAAAUGAUAUGUUCAACAUUAAAAUAUUAUUAUGCAUUACUGAUUUCUUGGUUUCAGGUAUUUAAGUAUAAAAUACAUUUUUUAUGUGAUGUAAUGGUGUCAUUUUCAUUAAAUAUGCAAAUUGUUUUUCAUUA